Trachymyrmex cornetzi is the source of this 4380-nucleotide messenger RNA. RefSeq lists its product as uncharacterized. Bases 1 to 4380 code for a protein of 1459 amino acids. The record is from RefSeq and is a predicted model, not a curated record. Gene Ontology annotation, biological process: DNA integration. NCBI's taxonomy places the organism in Eukaryota, Metazoa, Arthropoda, Insecta, Hymenoptera, Formicidae. Gene Ontology annotation, molecular function: nucleic acid binding. The transcript is spliced from 3 exons.
AUGUCAAAGGACGAGGACAUUGAGCAGUUCCAUGAGCAACUUAUUGACCAAGAAGAGCAGUUCAAAACUAUUAAUCGAUCAGCUGAUAAGGUUCAACAUGCCGCUCAGAUCACUCCUUCAAUGGCUCUUUCUCGCAUGGAGUAUCUACAAACAAUCUGGGGACAGUGCACUCAGCGGCAUCUUCGUUUGAUGCAAUUCAGCAAGGAUGAAGAAUUUGCGACUCAGCUGUACUUCACGGAAAACCGAUAUGCUGCAAUGGAAGAUAUUUGUAUCGACACCGUUGCAGCGUACAAGGACAUCCUUCAACAAACAUCAUCUCCACCAGUUCAAGCCGCCGUGAUUGCGGAGCCACGAAAAGUGGCCAAGGUACCUCUCUUAAAACUACCAAGAUUUUCCGCCCUGGAAGCGUCAGGAAGUGCACCGAGUAAAACUGUGCCGACUACGCAUUCUCGAUCUAAUGCACCAUCGUCGCGGAAAGUGCAAAGCCAUCAUGGCAAUGCGACCGCGAAACCAUGCAGUUUAUGUGAUGACUCGCAUGCAUUAUAUCAGUGUAAGGUCUUUAUUUCCAAAUCGGUUCCCGCACGAUGGGACAUAGUGAAUAACGUAUCGGCUUGUACAAAUUGUCUGUCAAUAGUGCAUCGUACUCCGAAAUGUGCCAGUCGCCGCACAUGCGCAAUCUGCCGUCGCCGUCAUCACACGCUAUUACAUCGUUCUGGGGAAUCGCAAUCGCAGACGUCGUGUGAUCGAUCAGUUGUUGACUCAUCAGCAACUGACGACGUGCGCCACGCACCUAGCACCGAUGCACCGAACAUUGUAUCGGUUCCGCGACCCGAUGCAAGUCUGGUGCAAUCUCAUCAUAAUAUUAGUAUGACUUCUGCAAACGUUGUCCUCGCGACCGCAUGGAUUCAUGUAAGCGCUCCGUCACACCGCACUAUUAAAGUCCGCGCUCUUUUAGAUGGUGGAUCGACGCACACUUUUAUAACCCGCGAACUGGCAAAUGCACUGCAAUCUCGGACGUAUCCGACUGUCGCGUUAAUCGGAGGCAUCGGGCAAAUGACAACGAAAUCGGCCGAUCGUGUGAUGCCGAUAACGGUCAGUCCGACGCAGACUGCUACGCCGAUUUUUUCGACAGAUGCAUUAAUUUUACCAUCGUUAACGGCUUAUGUACCGCACUUUUACUGCAAGCUGUCGCACUGGCCGCAUCUGAAUGGACUUAAACUCGCUGACGGAUGCCCCACCGAUAAUACGCCCAUUCAUACAAUUCUCGGUUCGGAUCUUUAUCCAUACGUACUUCGCGACGGGCUGCGGACUGGUACGACCGGUCAGCCGGUGGCACAGAAUACCGUUUUCGGCUGGGUCUUGUCGGGGGCCACUCGAACCAAAACUGAUGCAUCAUGUGAUGCAUCCGCGGUGCAUGUGCAUCAUGCACAGCUGCACGACUCAUUGAAGCGGUCACUCGUUCGCUUUUGGAAAAUAGAGGAGGUCAUGCAUCGUCCCCCCAUUUCAGAGGAGGACGCCCAAUGCGAACAACACUUUGUAUCUACGCACACGCGCGCAAAAGAUGGAAGGUACAUAGUUCGUUUGCCGUUUAAACGCAACCCGACACGCGGUCUGGGCGACACUCGCUCUCGCGCACAAUGCUGUCUCCUAGCGUUAGAGCGACGUUUGGCUAAAGUUCCCACCGCGUAUGAGACAUACCAUGAAUUUCUCGAUGAGUAUGAACGACUUGGUCAUAUGCAAGUCGCAUUCACCGACCCUACCGCAGAGUCUUGCUAUUUGCCACAUCAUGCAGUCCUCAAAGUCGAUAGUGCAACCACGAAAACCAGGGUGGUGUUCAACGCGUCGUCACCUUCGACGACUGGAACAUCCCUUAAUGACUUGUUGAUAAUCGGACCCAAACUGCAAACCGACUUGCAAUUAUUACAUUUACAGUGGCGUGCAUAUCGCUUUGUAUAUUCAGCAGAUGUGGAGAAAAUGUACCGCCAAAUUCAGGUCGAUCCAAGGGACGUAAAUUACCAGAGAAUUCUUUGGCGGUCUUCUCCGUCCACCGCAAUUCAGGAGUACCAACUACUCACCGUCACAUACGGUACCGCAAGCGCCCCGUUUUUAGCGUUACGCGUCCUUCGUCAACUGGCGGAGGAUGAAGGUCACGACCUUCCACUAGGCAGACAUGCGCUUCUUACGUCUAUGUUUGUGGACGACGCACUUUUUGGCGCAGAUUCGAAAGAUACCGUUAGAGAAAUUCGAGAUCAGUUGGUUGCCCUUCUUGCCAGAGGUCAGUUUGUCCUUCGGAAGUGGGAAAGUAAUGCACCCAGCUUACUAGACGAUAUCGACCCGCAGAAUCAUGGUUUAGCACGCGAAAAAGUCAUUCAAGAAGAUGACCACGUCAAAAUCCUUGGAAUAUCGUGGCAUCCGAUAUCCGAUAGUUACCGAUUUGUCGUGGCUAACGAAAGGUCCCCGCGAAUGACGAAGCGAUUGAUCUUAUCAACGAUCUCACGAUUAUUCGAUCCUCUCGGGUGGCUAUCGCCCGUGAUUAUCACAGCAAAAAUUCUAAUCCAGUCGUUAUGGAGUCUCGAUCUGGACUGGGAUUCGCCACUUCCAAAUGCGGUAGCCUCUGCAUGGCAAGUGUUCAUAGACGAAUUACCGUCGAUCGGUAAUGUCACUAUUCCACGUUGGAUCGGAUUAUUUUCGAACGUCCGAUUUUCACUUCAUGGCUUCUGCGACGCCUCGACCAAGGCUUAUGCAGCUGUGAUCUACAUCCGCAUCGAAUUACCAGACUCCACAAUGAGCAUGCUGCUCACAAGUAAAACUCGAGUAGCCCCCCUCAAGCAAGUAUCUUUACCACGGUUGGAGCUAUGCGGAGCCGCUUUACUGGCCCGUCUCAUGUCACACUUCGUUUCAAUACCUGUGUAUGCCUCAGGCGAGCGAUGCUGUUGGACCGACGCAUCACUCGUCCUCACCUGGGUUCGCGCGCAGUCUUCUAGGUGGAAAACGUUUGUCGCCAACCGUGUAGCCGAAAUACACACGCUUCUACCCGAUGUCAAUUGGCGGCAUGUCCGCGGAGUUGAUAACCCGGCGGAUCUCGCCUCCCGUGGAGUCUCGGCCUUAACAAUUGAAUAUAAUGAUUUAUGGUGGCAUGGCUCCACAUGGCUUAUCGCUCCCGAAACUGAAUGGCCAUCCUUGGACCCCACGCCUAUCGACGAAUCAAUGUUGGAAUGUCGUAAUGUUCCCGUUACAGCUGCCCUCGCUACUCAGCAUUCUAAUAUCAUAUUGGAUCAAUUUUCCUCAUGGCCACGUAUGAUACGGCAAACCCAAUUCGCAACGGAAAUUGCUAUUCUGAAGCAGCAGAAACCCAGCGCCAUCUUACCACGGACGUCUGCACUACGGCGUCUAAACCCGAAACUCGGAACCGAUGGGCUUCUACGUGUCGGAAGUCGCGUGAUACCUAGCCACGCUCAAGAUACUACUGGGUGCCCUAUCAUUUUAAGGUCUUGCCCCGUCAUACGUCUCUUGGUACUCGAUGCCCAUCAACGAUGCUUGCAUGGUGGCAUAUCAUUAACCCUAGCGACCCUCCGAUGCAUGAUCUGGCUCGUCCAAGAGAGGAAAAUCGUUAAAUCUGUCAUGUAUAAUUGCCUCACCUGCGCUCGUAUACGUGCCGAACUGCCGACACAGCUCAUGGGUUCUUUGCCACCGGCCCGAAUAACUCGCCCAACUCGUCCGUUCGCCAUCUGUGGCGUGGAUUAUGCUGGUCCAGUCGCGGUUCGCAUGGCGGGCAUUCGCGGUAUUCGGUCUCAGCGCUCGUACAUUGCAUUAUUUAUUUGUAUGGCGACUAAGGCCAUCCAUUUAGAAGUGGUAACUGCAUUGUCCACCGAUGCCUUUCUAGCAGCAUUCGUAAGGUUUUCCUCACGUAGAGGUUUACCAAGCCAAGUUUAUAGCGACCAUGGCACAAACUUUCAGGGAGCUGAUAGGGAGGUGAGCACUGCAUUCCGGCUCGCGACCCAUAGUCAUGAGCUGCGGCGACGCCUUGCGGAGGAUAGAGUUGAUUGGCAUUUCAUUCCACCCGCUGCCCCCCACUUCGGUGGUCUUUGGGAGGCUGGUGUGAAAUCCGUUAAACACCACCAUACGCGAGUUCUGGGUGAUCGAACACCAACUUAUGAGGAACUCAACACGCUUGUCUGCAGGAUUGAGGCGUGUCUAAAUUCAAGACCGCUAGCUCCGCUUCUUGAUGAUCCAGAAAGCCUGGAAACAUUAACCCCUGCUCACUUCCUUAUCGGCGGUCCUGUAUCUGCGCUUCCGCUACCACCGGUUAUAGACGUAGCCUCUAAUCGGUUGUCACGCUGGCAACUAGUUCAACAAAUGCUUGAACAAUUUUGGGCUUAG